Acanthaster planci (crown-of-thorns starfish) is the source of this 1083-nucleotide messenger RNA. RefSeq names its product band 7 protein AGAP004871-like. Lineage: Eukaryota; Metazoa; Echinodermata; Asteroidea; Valvatida; Acanthasteridae. The record is from RefSeq and is a predicted model, not a curated record. Gene Ontology annotation, cellular component: plasma membrane.
CCGGCCGAUCGGCAGGCCUCUGAUGGAAUCUUAAUAAAUUAACAUCCCCGAUAGUAAUACGAUGUAUAUGCAAAAGUAGAUUGUGUGUUUACGGCACAUUGUCAUCUAGUACAUCAGUAGCCCUCUUGUGGUUCAGCACUUAAUGUCCAAUCGAGUCACCCCAGAACCUGCGGAAAACGUAGAAUUAAUAAUGGACUCAAACAACAGGAAACCCUCGAAGACAAGCGACUAUGGAGGAGGUUACUCGUCAGCCCCGGAUCACCGUGCUGAAGUCAUUGGAGCUGGUGAGCCGGAAGGAGGAAUUGGUAUCUGUGGCUGGAUACUGACCGUUUUGUCUAUGGUCAUUGUGCUCUGCACAUGUCCCUUCUCACUGUGUGUUUGUAUCAAGGUGGUUCAGGAAUAUGAGCGAGCUGUCAUCUUUCGUCUUGGUCGUCUUCUCCCAGGAGGUGCAAAGGGUCCAGGUAUCUUCUUCAUACUCCCUUGCAUUGAGAGUUACACUAAGGUGGACCUCCGGACUGUCUCUUUUGAUGUGCCACCCCAAGAGGUAUUGACUCGAGAUAGUGUGACUGUAUCAGUGGAUGCAGUGGUCUACUACCGCGUACAGAAUGCAACCAUAUCCAUUGCUAAUGUUGAGAAUGCCAAUGCAUCCACCCGCCUCUUGGCUCAGACCACAUUGCGUAAUGUACUUGGUACCAAGAACCUGGCAGAGAUUUUGUCAGACCGAGAGGGUAUCAGCCAUUUCAUGCAGUCCAGCUUAGAUGAAGCGACAGACCCCUGGGGUAUCAAGGUAGAGCGUGUAGAGAUUAAGGAUGUACGUCUGCCGGUGCAGCUUCAGCGUGCCAUGGCAGCAGAGGCAGAGGCAGCAAGGGAGGCCAGGGCAAAGGUCAGAUUCUCAUCAAUAUCACAUGAAUUUAGAGUAUAAAUUGGGAGUUAAUAAUUCAACUUUCUGCUAAGGUCACAUAGAAUGUUGGUCAUGAAGGUUAAUGUAAGAAACAUUCAGGCCCUAUGUACAGUAGUGUCUGAUUGAAAACGUGAGUGCAGUGACCUUUGUGUACAUCUAUGCUGCUGUUUUGAAUAAUAUCA